Messenger RNA from Aspergillus ibericus CBS 121593, 885 nucleotides. RefSeq lists its product as uncharacterized. Bases 1 to 885 code for a protein of 294 amino acids. NCBI's taxonomy places the organism in Eukaryota, Fungi, Ascomycota, Eurotiomycetes, Eurotiales, Aspergillaceae. The transcript has a single exon. The record is from RefSeq and is a predicted model, not a curated record.
AUGCACCCCCAAACCCUCCCAAUAACACUCACCCUCCUCCUAUCAGCCCUAAUAUCCUCCACAACGUCCUGGACCCUAACCACCCGCAACUCCACCACCGGCGCAACCAUCAUCCACGAAACCGCCCCCCAACCCUGCACGCCCAUCCACCAUCAACAAGGCUACGAAUUCUCCUUCGACCCCGAAGGCUCCUGGUGUUUGGAUUUCUGGAGCGAAGCAACAUGUCAAACCCGGAUUGGGUGGUCGUGUGAUGGCCAGGUCUGGAGGAAGGUCGCGUCCAAGGAUAUUGAUGCUUUUGAUGUUUAUGUUAUGCCCAAUGAGAGUACUAGUACUAGUACAAGUACAAGUACAGGGGUGAGUGGGAGUACGGGUGUGGUGGUGGACGCGAGUGCGAGUGCGAGUGCGACUGGGUCUGGGGAUCGGAAUGCUACAGCCACAGCAACUGGAACUGGGACGGCUGCUACACAGCAGGCGGAUGAAAAUGGGGCUGUGAAUUCGGAGUCACAGUCCGGGUCAAAGAUAUCGGGUGGUGCUAUCGCGGGAGUUGUGGUGGGAGUUGUUGCUGGGGUUGCUGUUCUGGGUAUGUUGGGCUUCUUAUUGUGGAGGAGACGGGGGCAGAAACGGGUGGAUGCUGGGGAUGGAGCAGGACAGGGUACUCAUGGGUCUCCUGAAUCGGGUCCUCGUGGGGAGCUUGAUGCGGAGGGUGUUGUGGCUGGCCAGAAGCCUGUCGUGUCGGAGGUGCAGAAAGGACAUGCGGAGUUGUAUCACGAUGCUCAUUCGGGGAUGAAGAGGGCUGAGUUAUCCGGUCAGGGGGCGAGUGCGGAGUUGGGUGGUCAUCAGGUGGCAGAGUUGGAUGGACAGGGCUAUGAACGGAAGGCUGGAUGA